This is a messenger RNA of Naegleria fowleri, 837 nucleotides long. RefSeq lists its product as uncharacterized. Gene Ontology annotation, molecular function: SNAP receptor activity; SNARE binding. The transcript has a single exon. Bases 1 to 837 code for a protein of 278 amino acids. Gene Ontology annotation, cellular component: Golgi apparatus; endoplasmic reticulum membrane; SNARE complex. The record is from RefSeq and is a predicted model, not a curated record. Gene Ontology annotation, biological process: vesicle-mediated transport; vesicle fusion. NCBI's taxonomy places the organism in Eukaryota, Heterolobosea, Eutetramitea, Acrasida, Naegleriidae.
AUGAGACAAGCCAACGGUCACGACGCUAUGGAGAAAUUGCUCCGAGAAAGCAAAAAUUUGGUGCUUUCAGUACAAAAAGAUUUAGGAGAGGCAGAGACAAUUCUUCUCUCUGGACAACUUUCAAAAGAAUACAAUUCCGAUGAUCAAAUACAUUUGAGCAAUACACGAACGUAUAAGAGACGAAUGUCUGGUGGAAAGAAGUUGACGAAUGAGGAAACUCUGGAGGAGGGAUUUUCAGCUGCAACAUCACCAUCAGAAAAUUCUCCCUUCAUAAAACUCAAAGAAUCACUCAAGAAUAAUAUCAAAAUACUCAAAAAUUAUGAACAGACUCUCCGAGAUUAUUACAUAAAUUUACCAAGAGGAAAAUCAAAAGACAAGUGGCAGAUGAAUGUUUCGUCACUGAGUCAAGAGUUACACUCUAUUAACAUCUCCAUGAAUAAUUUGGAAAAGAGACAAAAUAAUUUAGAAAACAAAAACAAAUUGUUGGAUUUAGGAGACGAAGGUUAUUCGAGACGAUCCUCCUCACCAAACGAGGAACAAGUUUUUGAAGAGGCAAUGGCAGAAUAUGGAAUGCAAAACAGAUCUCUAGACAACUCUAAUCGAUUAAUUGAACAAAUGAAGAGUGUUGGAAUCGAUGUGGCAUCCAUGCUUGUGGAGCAAAGACAAACAAUGAAAAUGGUUCACGAAAAAGUUUUGGGAAUGGCAUCCACCUUGGGAAUUUCCCAAUCUACAAUCAGGACGAUAGAAAGAAGAUAUUUGAGAGACAAGUAUUUGAUUUAUAUAGGAAUGUUUCUGAUCACAUUCCUGUUAAUAUUUGUAUAUUAUUACAUUUUGUAA